Colletotrichum higginsianum IMI 349063 is the source of this 1251-nucleotide messenger RNA. Its product is annotated as Kelch domain-containing protein. Bases 1 to 1251 code for a protein of 416 amino acids. The transcript has 2 exons. Gene Ontology annotation, molecular function: protein binding. NCBI's taxonomy places the organism in Eukaryota, Fungi, Ascomycota, Sordariomycetes, Glomerellales, Glomerellaceae. The record is from RefSeq and is a predicted model, not a curated record.
AUGGCAGAAAUCGCAGCGGGCGCUCUCGUUGCCGAGCAAAUUGUCUCGACCGGUGUUGAGGCCGGAGCCGCUGUCGCCGUGGCACGACCCACUCAACCACUGAAGGCGUCUCUAUCUCAGGUCGCCACCACCCAGUCACCCGCGUUUGACGUCUCCGCUCUCGCACGAUCACACCACUCAGUUACUGUCGUCAAUCACAAAGCGUGCAUCUUUGGCGGCGAGACGGCCGAAGGCCAGCUGAGCUCUACCGACUUCCACGUCCUCUCUUUGCCCGCCAUGACAAAAGGUGAGCCCGUUGCGGCAUAUGCCUGCUAUCCCGCGUUCGCGAUGCAGGAUGCCGAGACCGGCAAGACUUAUGUGCCGUCUCCGCGCUCAAGACACGCUGCUGCUGCCCGCGGCCAAUUCGUCAUCAUCCAAGGCGGCGCUGAUGCCAGCGGCAAGCCCAUCGAAGAGACGUGUCUCUGGCUGUGGGACUCGGAGAGCUUGAAGUGGACUAAAAUGGAGGGAGCGAGUCAGAUCGGAAAGACCCUCACACCGAGAUUCGACCACCACAUUUUUGUCGACGAGGCCCAGGAUUUCCUUGUUCUGCACGGCGGCCGCACGUCCAAGGGACAAGAGGCAUCUACUGAGACUUGGAUGUACAACUUCGAUUCCCUGGCAUGGACGGAACUGCCGCCCUCGCCCCAGGCCCCCCUUGCCGCCGCCCUCGUCGACAACGUUCUCUACACGAUUGGAGCCGACUCUAGCAUGAGCGGCGCUAUCCACUACCUCGACCUCAAGUCUAACGCCGAGGACCGCGAGAAGCCCAAUGCCCUAGAGUGGAAGACAGUCAACUUCCCCACAAACCCCCUGACUCCUGGCCCGCGCCCCCGUGAAGGCGGUGCCCUUGUCCCCGUCAACACCGGCGUCGGCAGACACUACCUCCUCUAUGCGUUCGGUGAAAACAGCAACUCCGCCGAGAAGGACUUUUACAGCGACAUAUGGGCCCUGCAGCUACCCACCCACGGCUUCAGUGCGGCCGCCGUGAAGGAUGCCAUCCGCGAAAAGCUGCCCCGUGUUGACUCUGGCGAGUUCAGCUGGGCCGAGGUAGAGCUUGUCGCGACUGAGGAGGUGAAGACAGAGGGCAAGGCCCAUCCUGGUCCGCGAGGCUUCUUUGGUGCAGAUGCCGCUGAUGCAAAGAGCCUGAUCUUCUGGGGCGGUGUCAGCGCACUUGGCAAGGAGGGCGACGGUUGGCUUCUGCAGGUCCAGUAG